Messenger RNA from Aspergillus pseudonomiae, 1572 nucleotides. Its product is annotated as transcription factor domain-containing protein. Gene Ontology annotation, biological process: positive regulation of transcription by RNA polymerase II. NCBI's taxonomy places the organism in Eukaryota, Fungi, Ascomycota, Eurotiomycetes, Eurotiales, Aspergillaceae. The transcript has 5 exons. Gene Ontology annotation, molecular function: transcription cis-regulatory region binding; DNA-binding transcription factor activity. Gene Ontology annotation, cellular component: nucleus. Bases 23 to 1525 code for a protein of 500 amino acids. The record is from RefSeq and is a predicted model, not a curated record.
CGGACACUUGCUAUCCAUUAGUAUGAGGGAAUUUCAGAUCUCUUGGCAGCCAGGCUUUUCGUUGUCCAAGAAACCAGUCAGACGGUCGAGGACCCGCAGGCCCAAUGCCGACCCGCACCAACUGGAAUUUAUCGUAGAGCAUCCGGCUCAGGACCAGCACUCUUUACGCAGCCGGGACUUACGUACAAGUUACGGUGUGACUACCAAGCGUCGGCCGUAUCGACACUCAAGCAUAGAUAUAUGUAUACCUGCGCAUUUAUCUACUUCUCUGGGCAGAGGCGAGGCUCAAAGGUCUGAUACCAAUGUAUUUGGCCUGAAUGGUCCGCCUGAAGAACCGUCUGUCCCCAUCUCCAUACCACCUGGUAUCCUGUACAGCACCCUUGGUCAACGGUACAACAAUGUGCUUCAAAGGUAUAACAUGGAGUUUUGCCGAAUCCCAUUAACAUCCGAUAUGCAAAUGAACCCCUUUAUGUACCGAGAAAGCUCCGGCCCAAAACCAAUGUUUCUGAUCCAUGCGGUGAUGGCUCUAGCUGGUCAUCACGUCGAGAGCGAAUCCACCGACAUCCAUCGUCAUGCCGCGCUUCAGUCACUCCGCGAGAAUCUCAACACAUGCACAAACCCUGGACAUAGCUCUGCUAUCCUGGACACUAUUGCCAUACUAUUUUCACUAGAUGAAACCCAAUCUGCCCUCGGAACUUGGCGUACCCAUCUUCUCGGAGCACAUGGUCUUGUUGAAGCUUGCGGUGGAAUAAACAUGUGGGUCGCUUCCGCUAGCACACAAGUGCAAAUAGGAAUACUGCUAUGGUGGGAUGCGAUCACGAGCCUGGUCAACCGGGAAGAUUGUGUUUUUCCUUAUGAAUAUUUUGAAGCCCUUUUGUUCAAAUACAACAGCGAGGAGUGGGACUUUUUCAGUCUAUGCGGAUGUCCACUCAGUCUCGUGAAGGUGGUGAUGCAAGUAGCCCGAUUAGCUGCAGAACAGCGAAGAUCGCCCGUAACACAGGCCGCCACGGUCCUGUCAGCAAUUGAAAGAUCGCUCGAGACAUGGCAUCACAUUUCCCCCGCCACCGCUUUUAAAGACGAAGAGAGCAUGCAGCAAGAUGUAGACAACAUGCACUGCGCAGAGGCUUGGAGGAAUGGACUCCUCCUGUAUCUAUACAGGGUGUUUCGUUGGGCGCCUGGGCAGAGUGUCCCGAUGCAUACUCUGUACCGCGCAAGGGUUAUCAUGGACCAUGUCUUUGCUUGUCGCAAUGAAUGCAUGGUCUCCAGACAGGCCUUACUACCGCUCUUCUUUGCGGGCUGUGAACUACGAGAUCACUCGUCCCGCAGGAAGAUCCUGGACAUCUGUGCAUCUUGGAAUGAUAGAACAAGAUACCACAUGUUCAGCACAGCUAUACCGCUACUAGAAGCGGUAUGGACAGAGCAAACGAUACAUGGUUUCGACAAUGUCUGGUGGGGCCAGACCAUCGACAAACAGCAUACAUCCGAUAGUCAUUCGCCUUUGCAGGUGCGGAUUUCAUUUGGGUAGUCAGGCCAUGUUCAUUUACGGUGUCUUUGGCCCAGCGAUGCUAGCUC